Ceratina calcarata is the source of this 2153-nucleotide messenger RNA. RefSeq names its product reticulon-4-interacting protein 1 homolog, mitochondrial. Gene Ontology annotation, molecular function: oxidoreductase activity. Lineage: Eukaryota; Metazoa; Arthropoda; Insecta; Hymenoptera; Apidae. The record is from RefSeq and is a predicted model, not a curated record. The transcript has 8 exons. The coding region runs from base 492 to 1952 and encodes 486 amino acids. Gene Ontology annotation, cellular component: mitochondrion.
AUUUAUUAAUGGUUAUCUUUCAAUUCCCAGUAUUGCGCAUUGUCUAAUUAGUAAUACAUACAUAUAUCGCAAAAAAAUAUAUGUAACGUUGGAUACGUUAUGAUUCUAAAUUUUAAGUCACGUGAGCACGUUGCGCAAUCGUUAUAUCAUGUUCAAAUUAUACUAAAUUGAAAACAAAUUUUUACGGUUAUAACUUAUUUCACUUAACGAAGUUAUUCGUCGUUUAUAAUUCGUAAUUAGUGCGUAAUUAUUAUAUAUUGACAUGAUAUUCACGUAGCAGAACGAUCUAGCGAAUUUCUGAAUUACGGAUUUCGAUAUUCGCGAAUUCGUCAUACUUUAAAACAGAUUCUAUUGAUGUCUAUUCCAAGUUGUGUUCAGUGUGUUAAUCGUUUAUUUAUAUCGCUGCCGUGCUGCAUUUCCAGUCAACCGGCGGUUGUGGCAUUUCGAAAAAAAUUAUAUAAUUCAAACUGGUGAUAAUAAUUAAUAAAAUCAUGGAUGAAAUAUGGUUUCACCUGUCAAAUCAAUUCGAAGCACUUCAGAUUCAAAGUACAUUGGUUGCACAUCAAGGACAAGAAUGGGCUUCAGUAUGUUUAAAACAGACCAGAGAAUUAUUUUACAAAUUAUUUAAUAAUAAUCUAAACAGGCACCAUCUCAAAGAUGUUCUACAGCAUGUACCUGUUUGGAUUGAAAGAAUUUGGAAACACCUGCAGUAUCAGUAUUAUAGUGCUCAUUUUAAUAUCAUAGGACUUUAUUCGCAAGUAAAAGAUGUGCUGGACGAUGAAGACAAUUCCUUUCUAGUGGCAAGAAGAGAAUUCGCGUUUUGCCUAGCAGGCUUAAUUGUUGGAAUUGUAAUUGGUUAUUAUGCUGGUAUUACUUGGGGACAAAUGUCUAAUCAUGUGUACUCUAUAAAAGCUAUUGUGUGUCAUCAUUAUAUUGGCAUUAAGGGAGUGGAUCUGACAGAUGAUGCAGAGAUGCCUAUGAUUCAGAAGUCUAAUGAAAUACUGGUACAAGUUAAAGCAGCCUCUCUCAAUAUUGUCGAUACAAAAAUUUGUUACGGCUACUCAAAGAUCUACAGACGACUCCUUAAUUCUGGUAAAUCUAGAGGACUUCCCGUGACAUUGGGCAGAGAUUGUACUGGAAUAGUGAUAAGUAUAGGACAAAGAGUUAUCAAUUUUGAUAUCGGGGACGAAGUAUUGAUAGCUGUGCCCUCGUGGGCUCCUGGUACUAUGGCCGAGUAUAUAGUCGUUCCAGAAACUCAAGCAGUUAAACGACCAAAGAUUUUUUCUUUCGAAGCAUGUGCAAGCCUUCCGUACAGCGGGUGUUUGGCUUGGGAUGCUCUAGUUAACAGAUCCGUAAUCGAAGAAGGCAAUGCAAAAGGGAAACGGGUACUUAUAUGUAGUGGGAGUACUCCUGUUGGUCUUAUUUUAACUCAACUGGUUAAACUGUGGGGUGGAUAUGUGGUUACGGUGUGCAGACCGAAUGCCAUUCCGAGAUUACAAGCCUUAGGAGCAGAUUGGGUUAUAUCACUGGAUGGUACAGAUAUUGAAGAAAAGUUGAGACCCUCUAAAAAAUUCGAUGCUAUAUUUUAUACCGGAGGUGAACGGAUCAACGAACGUGUACUAAGGAAAUGGUUAAUUCCUUACGGAUCUUAUGUCUCCACAGUUCCCGAACAAUUAACAUCCGACUCAUUGGGUUUUAUAUUUGGAAGCAUUUUCGCUGGAUGUGUACGAAUCAAGUUACUGGUGCAGUACAUCUUUGGAUUUAAUAUGCAUCAGUGGAAAGAGGGAGCGAAGAUUAAUAUGACGUAUGUGCAAGCGUUAUGCGAUUUAAUCGAUGCUGAUCAGUUACAGAUAGUUGUAGACAAGGUGUACAGGCCACAAAAUAUCAUACAGGCAUUAGAUCACAUAUUGGAUGCCGAUGCCAUAGGUAGCACUGUAAUAAGGUUUCAGUAACUAUUGAAUUAUUGUAAAAUAGAUUUUCAGUUUCAUAAAUACAUGAUUAUCAUAUUUUUUUAUUAACAUGUUGUAAAUAAUAGAAAAUGCCUAAUCACUGCCAAUUACCAUCCAAUGUUAAUGCAAAUCGUUUGAGGUAAUUCAAACAAUUUAUAUAUGAAUAUAUUUGUACAUUUGGUGCUAAAAUCAAGACUGAGCGAA